CCAACAUCUAUGUACAUAAAUACCUACCUCCCGGCUAUGCACCUCUGGACCCAUCGACUUGCACUGUACCUGUCCUAGCAAAGAGGUACCUACCUAGGAAGCCCGCCCGCAUAGGACCUAGCACCCGUCCCCCGUUGCUGGUCGCGGCCUUUAUCAACCAUCUCUGCCCGCUUUCGCUCCUCGACACGCUUCUUCCCUUCUCCCUCCUUCAUCUUCCGAUCAUCCCGUCUCCCUCUCUCAUCACCAUCUCAUCGAGCAACCUCUCUGUGGUGGUCUACUUCCUGGUGCAUCAUUUAUUCGGUUUCUCGGUCCUUCCUUUUCUUCGAGCUUUUCCUGCUGCAUCUCCUCUGAGUCGCCGGUAGACUUACCAUCCGAGUGCUGCGAAAGCCGUCUCCCAACCCCUUCGCUAUUUUCCCAUCACCAUCCGCCAACAUGAGAGGCUUCAUCGCCCUCUUCGUGUGUGCUGCGGCCGCAGCACCCUCGUUAAACUACGACCCUUUCCAUUCCCAGGCGGCGCCUCUCAUCUCGGCGUCUGUCGUCGACGAGGUCCCCAACUCCUACAUCGUCAAGUUCAAGAGCCAUGUGACCGAAGCCUCCGCUUCCAAGCAUCAUUCUUGGGUCCAGAAGAUUCAUAGCAAUAGCGAGGAUGACCGGCUGGAGCUGCGAAAGCGUAGCCAGCUGCCGCUUUUCGGCGGCGACGCUGAGACGUUCGGUGGCCUGAAGCACACCCUGAAGAUUGGCACCGAGUUCUUCGGGUACGCCGGCCACUUCGAUGACUCGGUUAUCGAGGAGGUCCGGAGGCAUCCUGAUGUUGAAUUCGUUGAGAAGGACUCCAUUGUCCACGCUCUCGAAGAGCCAGAUCUCGAGAAGAACGCGCCGUGGGGAUUGGCUCGUAUUUCCCACCGCAAGCAACUCUCGUUCGGCACAUAUAACAAAUACCUUUAUGCCGCCGAAGGUGGCGAGGGUGUUGACGUAUACGUCAUUGAUACUGGCUGCAAUGUUAACCACGUCGACUUUGAAGGACGUGCGAGCUGGGGCAAGACCAUCCCCACUGGGGACGAGGAUGUCGACGGCAACGGCCACGGUACACAUUGCUCGGGCACAAUCGCCGGCAAGAAGUACGGUGUUGCCAAGAAGGCUAGCGUUCACGCCGUCAAGGUCCUCCGAUCUAAUGGAUCCGGUUCGAUGUCGGAUGUCAUGAAGGGCGUCGAGUGGGCUGCAGAGCAGCACCUGUCUCAGGUCGCGAAGGCCAAGAAGGGUGAGCGCAAGGGUUUCAAGGGGUCUACCGCCAACAUGUCCCUAGGCGGUGGCAAGUCUCCUUCCUUGGACCAGGCUGUGAAUGCUGCUGUUUCCGUUGGCCUGCACUUCGCUGUCGCGGCAGGCAACGACAAUGCCGACGCGUGCAAGUACUCCCCGGCUGCUGCUGAGAAGGCCAUCACCGUUGGUGCCAGCGCCCUCGAUGACAGCCGCGCCUACUUCUCCAACUGGGGCAAGUGUGUCGACAUCUUCGGCCCCGGCCUCAGCAUCCAGUCCACCUGGAUUGGAAGCAACACUGCCGUGAACACCAUCUCCGGAACCUCUAUGGCCUCGCCCCACAUCUGCGGUCUCACUGCCUAUUUCCUGUCCCUCCAGCCCAGCAAAGACUCCGAGUACGGACUCGCCGAGAUCACCCCGGAGAAGCUCAAGUCCAACAUCAUUACCAUUGCUACCAAGGACGCUCUCUCCGAUAUCCCCAAGGAUACUCCCAACUUGCUCGCUUGGAACGGUGGUGGCUACUCCAACUACUCCCAAAUCGUCGAGCAGGGUGGCUACGUUGUGGACACUCUGGCUGACAAGUCGAUGGGAUUGUGAGACAGACUGGGUAGGCUUAUGAGAGCUUAGGAGUUCAGGUUUCUGGAGGAUGUGAUUACUAGGCUGGAGAACCCGCUUACUGGGCCGGGGGAGAUUACCACAGACCUCACCAUGGCCAUGGCUACGAUGCAUAUAGAUAUGGUAGAGAGUUUCAAGCAGGAUCAUGGUUAUGGACGCGGUCGAGGAUAUGGCGGAAGCAAUUACUAUCGAGGCAGCGGUUAUUGUUACCCCAUAGACGAUGUGGGCGAGAUGAUGUUUUUCCCUUAUGUACCUAACAAUUAGUAAUUUCAGGACCGCCAUGAAUUAAACAACAACUCGCUAAUGCCCAGGACAUUAAUUAAGACGUUGGAUUUAUCUGGCCUAGUUUAAGUCUACCAAGCCACGCAUGGCCGACGAGAGCCGUGGACGAAC
Messenger RNA from Durotheca rogersii, 2262 nucleotides. RefSeq names its product serine protease 2. Gene Ontology annotation, biological process: proteolysis. The coding region runs from base 433 to 1851 and encodes 472 amino acids. Gene Ontology annotation, molecular function: serine-type endopeptidase activity. NCBI's taxonomy places the organism in Eukaryota, Fungi, Ascomycota, Sordariomycetes, Xylariales, Xylariaceae. The record is from RefSeq and is a predicted model, not a curated record. The transcript is spliced from 2 exons.